GAAGACUAGUUUCAGAGAGUCUCGAAUGAGUGAGAAUAAAGACAAAUGAGUCUUAACUUCUCAACUUCCCAGAAAGCAUUUCUCACUUAAUUGUGCAUGAUUUCAAGUUUAAAUAAAUAAAUAAUGGCAGCUAGAGCCCAAGCAGCGAACACGUAAACAAGUAAUAAACAAGUAUUUGUAAGUGCCCAUUUUGUGCAAAGUCCUGAGCCAGGUGCUGUUGUAUGUAAAAAGCAAUAUAAGAAGAUAAUUUUGUUCUCAGGAAGCUCACUCUGGAGUUGGAAAGACUAGGUAUAAACAUACAGAAACAAAACUAGUGGUGAGAUAAUAGCCAAGACAGUAGCUAAAACUAUAUUAUGAAACUCAGCUGCUAACUGACCAGAAUCCAACUAUCCUCUGGUGCAUAUUAGCAUUAAAAUUUGAGGCAAUUUUCUUAAAUUCUUUUGCAUGCAGUGUUCUAAUAUAUAAAAUAAUAUCAUUGGACUAGAAUUGUGCUAAAGUCUAUUAAGCUUUUAUGAAUACACAUAUGGAUGGGUUAAUGUAUACAAAUAUGGAAGGAUAUUUUUACAAAAGUAAAAUAGGUGGAAAGAAUUAUUAACAUGUUCUCUAUCUUUUGCUUUAUUUUUCUUAGGUUUCCCCAAUGGACUCUCUGGCGUCAUCAAUCAACCAGUUUGCCCUGGAAUUUAGCAAAAAACUAGCUGAAUCUUCUGAGGGUAAAAACAUUUUCUUUUCACCCUGGGGCAUCUCAACUUCCUUGGCCAUGGUGUAUUUGGGCACCAAAGGUUCCACUGCAGUCCAAAUGGCCCAGGUUCUUCAUUUUAUCAGAGAUCAGGCUGUCAAAUCUGGUCCUGAAAGCGAAAAGAAAAGAAAAAUGGAAUUCAACUUGGGCAAGGCUGAAGAAAUACAUUCUGAUUUUAAAACACUCAUUUCAGAAAUCCUAAAGCCCACCAAUACCUACACACUUAAAACAGCCAAUGGGAUAUAUUGUGAGAAAACAUAUUCAUUUCACAAUAAAUAUUUAGAAGACAUGAAAACAUAUUUUGGUGCAGAGCCACAGUCUGUUAACUUUGCGGAAGCUUCUGACCAAAUCAGAAAGGAGAUCAACUCUUGGGUUGAAAGCCAGACUGAGGGUAAAAUCCUGAAUCUCCUGCCUAGUGACUCUGUGGAUUCUAUGACCCGGAUGGUUCUGGUGAAUGCCCUUUACUUUAAAGGAACCUGGGAACAUCAAUUCUCAGCGCAAAACACCACAGAAAAGCAUUUUAGAAUAAACAAGACUACAAGCAAACCAGUGCAAAUGAUGUACAUGAAAGAAAAACUUCAAGUUUUUCACAUAGAAAAGCCACAAGCCACAGGCCUUCAACUCUACUAUGAGAGCCGUGAUGUCAGCCUCCUUAUACUACUGCCAGAAGACAUCAAUGGCCUGGAACAGCUGGAAAAGGUCAUCACCCAUGAGAAGUUGAAUGAGUGGACCAGGGAAGACAUGAUGGAAUUGUAUGAAGUGCAACUGCAUUUUCCCAAGUUCAAGCUGGAAGAGAGUUAUGAUCUCAAGUCAACCCUGAGCAGUAUGGGAAUGAGUGAUGCCUUUGACCAGAGCAAAGCUGAUUUCUCUGGAAUGUCUUUGGAGAGAAAUCUGUAUCUGUCCAAUGUUUUCCACAAGGCUUUUGUGGAAAUAAAUGAACAAGGUACUGAGGCUGCAGCUGGCACAGGAAGUGAGAUAGGUCUACGAAUUAGACUCCCCUCCAUUGAAUUAAAUGUAGAUCACCCGUUCCUCUUCCUCAUCAGACACAAUAAGACCAAUAGCAUUCUCUUUUAUGGAAGAUUCUGCUCCCCCUAAAUUCUGCAUCUCACUCAUCGAACAGGACCAACUUACGGUGUGAAAAAUACAUUCAUAAGAUGGAAAAGCAAAAUUUUCACAAAGAUAAGUCUAUAGAAUAGAACUUUUUCAUGUUUGAAUAUAAGUAAAUAAAU
This is a messenger RNA of Microcebus murinus (gray mouse lemur), 1965 nucleotides long. NCBI's taxonomy places the organism in Eukaryota, Metazoa, Chordata, Mammalia, Primates, Cheirogaleidae. The record is from RefSeq and is a predicted model, not a curated record.